AUGGCUAAUAAAGAAGUAACUGUAUUUGUUAUUGAUUUAGGACAUCAAAUGGGCGAUUUUCAAGAAGGACGAGAACAAUGUGAUCUUGAAUGGGCACUUAGUUAUUUUUGGGAUAAAAUUUCGUCAAAAAUAUUUUCUGGGCGAAAAACAGAUUGUGUAGGGGUGAUUGGGUUUAAAACAAAUGAAACGAACAAUGACAUGGAAGAUGAUGAAUUUUAUAAAAAUAUUUCUGUUUUAUGUCCUAUUCAACAAAUCACAAUAAAACAAAUAAAAGAAUUAAAAAAGCAAUUAGUCCCUAGCAAUACGAAUAUUGGUGAUGCUAUUUCAGGUAUAAUUAUUGGCAUUGAUCUGAUAUCAAAAUACUGUGGAAAUCUCAAAUAUAUUAAAAAUCUUAUACUUAUUACAAAUGGAAUGUCAUAUAUGGAUUUUUCAGACUCGGAAAAAAUUGCAUACCAAGUUAAACAUAUGUCUAUAAAUAUUUCAAUUUUUGGCAUUGACUUUGACAGUUAUUCAUAUGGGUAUAAAGAAGAUUUCAAAAGCAUUAUAAAAAUGAAUAAUGAAAAAGAACUCUUAAAGUUUGCAAAUAUUUGCAAUGGAACUUUUGCUUCAAUGAUUGAAGUUAUAAAUUCUCUUAAUACAUCUAAUUUUAGAAAAGUUCAUCCUGUAUCAUUAUUUAAUGGAACAUUAACUAUAGGAGACCCUCAAAAUUAUCCUGAUGUUGUUGAAAUUAUGAUUCAAAGGUAUCCUCGUACUAGAUUAGCAAAAAUGCCUAGUGCACAUAGAUAUAAUGUUUUAAAAAAAUCACCUAAACCUACUAAUUAUACUGAGCAAUUAACACAGACAAGUACUAAUUCAAAUAAUGAUAAUAAAAAUGAAUAUUUCAGUGAAAUUUUAACUACAAAAAACUAUAAGAUAGAAGAAAAUGGCUCAGAAAAAGAAAUAUCUAAAGAAGAUCUUGAAUUAGGAUAUGUUUAUGGAAAAACAAUAAUUCCAACUAGUAUUAUAGUUGAUGAAUUAAAAUACAAAACAAAUAUUCAAUUAACAAUACUAGGAUUUAUAAAAAACAAAUCAUUCCCUCGGUUUAUGGCCAUAGGAGAAUCAAAUAUAAUUGUUCCAGCUAAAACGAAUUUAAAUUCAAAAAUUUCAUUGUCUUCUUUAAUACAUGGAAUGUUAAAAACUAAUACUUUAGCAUUAGCAAAAAUUGUUACAAAAACAGAUAAAUGUCCUGAAAUGAUCAUGAUAGCACCAUCUAUUGAAAAUGAAUUUGAGUGUUUAAUAGAGCUUCCUUUACCUUUUGCUGAAGAUUGUAGAAAUUUCAAGUUUCCAUCUAUGAAAAAAUACCAAAUUUCUAAUAUAGAAACAAAUUCUUCUAUUGAAAAUAUUGAUAGUCUAAUGGAAAAAUAUGUUACUAAAAUGGAUUUAUCUAAUACUGUUUCAGAUACAUAUAUUCAAAAAACAAAUUUAUUAGAAUCAAAAUAUAUACAUAAUAUGGCAAUAUAUCGUCUUAAUCAAGCAAUUUCUCAUAAUGCAAUAUACCCUAACUCAGAACUACCAAAUUUACUACCAAAAAUAAAACACUUUAUGUAUCCUUCUAUUAAUCUUUUAAAAACUUGUGAAGAAGAAAUAGAAAAGCUUUCAAUACUUUGUAGCAAUGAAGAAAUUUAUUCAUCUAAUACUACAAUAAAUUAA
This is a messenger RNA of Pneumocystis jirovecii RU7, 1689 nucleotides long. RefSeq lists its product as uncharacterized. The record is from RefSeq and is a predicted model, not a curated record. The coding region runs from base 1 to 1689 and encodes 562 amino acids. Gene Ontology annotation, molecular function: double-stranded DNA binding; damaged DNA binding; telomeric repeat DNA binding. NCBI's taxonomy places the organism in Eukaryota, Fungi, Ascomycota, Pneumocystomycetes, Pneumocystales, Pneumocystaceae. The transcript is spliced from 11 exons. Gene Ontology annotation, biological process: cellular response to X-ray; DNA recombination; double-strand break repair via nonhomologous end joining. Gene Ontology annotation, cellular component: nucleus; Ku70:Ku80 complex.